UUCCAUAUAAUCAGAUUUGUAAAGGAUUUAGUACAUAAAGUACAGCAGCUUUCAGAUUUAACAGCUUAACAUCCACCCCGUAUGACAUGCUUUUACCAGAUAAAGCAAAAUCAAUGUAUGACACUACUUUCCAGGUUACUCCUCUGCAUUCUCACAACUUUCACUGUUCAGACACCCUCCCACUACUCACAUGGAUGCAAAUCCUAGCUCGCCAUAAUAGCAGCAGCCCUGCAGCUGCAGUCUGGGCACUGCCGUUUGUGUACGCUUGCAGAACAGGCCUGAGUCUUAGGAUAUAGGGUAUAAAUGUACAUAAAGAGCUGUAUUAAACUAGAAACAACACGACAAACCCACAAAUAUUAACACGCUAACAUGAGUAACCUGCUUAAGCUCUAAGCACAAAAUAAAAAAAAAAAAAAAAUGCGUAACCCCCCAGGUUCAGGGGCCUCCCGGCACCCCUCAAAGGCCAGCACGCACCCCAACCGCCGUAACAGCCCACUUUCACAGAGCGCUCGUCUGCCAGCCCGGCCCAGCCCGCCCCGGCCCAGCGGGAAACACCCGCCCCGCGCGCCUCUCCCCAGUCCCGCGCGAAGUGGCCCCUUUAAACGGCGCGCACGCUGCGGCGCUGCGAUUGGCCCGGGUGGCUCAACAACAACAGCGCGCGCCAAACUGAAGAGGGCGAUUGGCCACGCCUUCUCCUCCUCGUCCCACCCACUCUCUCCCGGCGGACCAAUCAGCGAGGGAGCGAAGCGCGGCUCGGAGGGACAGACCCGCAGCCCGCGAGCCCACUCAGUUUCGAAUUCUGCCGGUGGGUCGGGCGCCGGCCCAAUGGCGCUACAGAGGAGAAGCCGCGUUCUGCCCGGGCUCCGCCCUCGAGGGGCGGGUCUUCCAGCUUCUCGCUCUGCGAUUGGCUAAUGGAAGCUGCCGCUCCGUGACGCCAGCUGGGCUCGGUGAUUGGCUACGCCCAGGCGCGAAAUGUAACGCGGGAAAAUCUUGGGCUCAGUACGGGUGUAGAGGGGUCGCGGUGUUGGAGACAGCGGCACCUAUUUGCGCGUCGCUGAGACUGAGCUGCGAGCGGGGCCGGCGCCGCUUCGGAAAGGUGCGGGGGUGCUGUGGCUCCCGCAAUGGCUGGGGGCCGCCGCUGACUGCGCGGGUCCGCUUGGGGGGUGGGAGGGCCGCGGAAAGGGAGAAGGCGCAGAGAGUCGGCGAUGAGCGGCUGAGGCGCUGCCGGGUGGUGCCAAGCAGAGCGCUUCGUGUCUCUCCAUCCGUCCCUGCGGCGCGGGCGAGCAGAGCUCCCCGCCCCCUCGGUCCCUUUCCUGCAGCAGCCAGUGCGGCCAUGUCGGAGCGGCCGCUGGGCCCGCCAGUGGUCAUCUGCCAGGACUCGCCCAAACGUGUCCUGGUGUCGGUGAUCAAGACCACCCCAAUCAAGCCGUCCCCCCGGCGGGGCGGCGAGGAGCCAGCGUCCGCCCCGCCCGUUCCCACUAGCCCCGGCUUCAGCGACUUCAUGGUAUACCCGUGGCGCUGGGGCGAGAACGCGCACAACGUCACCCUCAGUCCCGGCGGGCCCGCCCCCGCCCCCGUCCCCUCGUCCGUCCAGCAGCCCCACGGGGCGUUGGUAGGGGAUCCCACCCGGGACGACGAGGAGUCCGGCAGCCCGAACGGCGGUGGACGGCGACGGCACCUGAAGGAUGGCUUACGGCGCGGCCGACCAAGGGCAGACACAGUCCGUGAACUGAUAAAUGAAGGAGAGCACUCCUCUAGCAGGAUCCGUUGUAACAUCUGUAACAGGGUGUUUCCAAGAGAGAAGUCGCUGCAGGCACACAAACGCACUCACACUGGUGAAAGACCGUAUUUGUGUGACUACCCAGAUUGCGGGAAAGCUUUUGUUCAGAGUGGGCAGCUCAAAACUCACCAGCGUCUCCACACAGGGGAGAAACCUUUUGUCUGCUCAGAGAAUGGCUGUUUGAGCAGAUUCACACAUGCAAACCGCCACUGCCCCAAACAUCCAUAUGCCCGACUGAAGAGGGAAGAGCUCACUGACAGACUGAAUAAAAAACAAACGGCUGAUAAUAAAGCUGUGGCUGAGUGGCUAGCAAAGUACUGGGAGACUAGAGAACAGCGUGCUCCUGCUUUGAAAAGUAAAACAAUCCAGAAGACUGAUCAGGAACAGCAGGACCCAAUGGAAUAUCUUCAGUCUGAUGAAGAGGACGAUGAAGAGAAAAACAGUGCUCACUCAGCUGCUUGCCGCAGCCGCCUCCAGGAACAGCGAGAACGAAUGCAUGGCGCUUUGGCUCUAAUUGAGCUUGCAAACCUAGCUGUGGCACCGCUGCGACAGUAGAUACAAAUGGAAUUUGCCUAUACAAAUUGUACUUCCUGGUGGCACUUAACCAGUUAGAUCCUGGGCAUAAGCUAAGCACCUUAUUUGCUUUUUAUAGGCUGCUAUUCUGUAGAAUUUAUGAAGAAUGUUGUUGCUCCAUAAUCAUGGGGUAAGAGAAUUGCACUUUUUGUAAGGUUAAAGGUAGUUGUAAAGUUUCUAAGUAUUUUUGUAAAUAGGGGAUUGCAUAAUGCAGGGUUAACAAAGUUCUUGUGGGAAGCUAGAUUUUGCAAGGUUAACUCAUUUGAAGCAGUUUUCACAGGAAGCACUUUCUGAACAGUGUUUAUGAUUAGCAGGAUGGUAUGGUACAUGUGGCCAAAGAAGGCUGACAAAAAAAAAAAAAGUAUUUAUCUGAACUAUUUAAACAGAUUUAUGUUAAGUGAUAGGUCUGAAGAUACUGUAAGCACCGAUGAAAAAUAUUUUUCUAAUGUCAGUGCAUUUUUUUUUUUUUUACCUUGUGUCACUGAGUUAGAAGGCAAACCUUAGUUAUUGUGACUUGUAGAGGGGAAGAAACUGCUUCAUGCAGAUGAUCUGUAGAUUAGUUCACAAUCUUCACUGUGACUGCUCAAGGUAUGAGGCUUGACUUUGUUAUUUUACAUUUUCUGAUUUGAUCUCAGCAGAAUCUCUUGGUAGCACUUGUUAUUCCUUACCCAUGAUGUUAGGAACUUUUGCACAUUGUUAGUUUUAUCUGAAAAUGAUUAGUCUUGCAAAGUCUAGACAAAGGUAAACAAUUGGUGAUAUUUUUUUCAGAUGUUUUUGGACCCUGUAAUGAUUUGGCACUUGUUUUCGUUAAUAAGGGUAUUUACAGGGUGUUGCGGAUUUGUAGUAAACUAUUCUAGAUCUCAUAUUAGCAAACACUAAGUUUUAAAGUCUUGCUUUUACAUGUUUAUUAGCACAUAGAAGCCCCUGUACUUUUGUGCAUAAAGCCACCUUAUUGCUUUACUUAAGGAUAACAUGCUGGUUUUGUGUUCACUAACUUUAACACAGCUAUCAGUUAAACACUGCAGAAAAAUAUUCACUGUACAACUAGAAAAUAGGCUUCCAAAGAUAGUUACAAGUGUGUUAACAGUGUGAUUUCAUAUAUUUCCCAAAUAAAUGAAGUUACAGAACACUGCUUAGUAAACUCAAAUGCUGAUAUAAAAUGUUUAGUGAGAUACUUUGUUACUUGUUGAAUGUUGCAUACUUCUGAAUACCAUUGUGUCAUGGUAAUCUUUUUUCUGUAUUUUGCUUGAAAGACAACCAGAGAUUCAUGAUAUGCUAACAGUAUGUUGUUUUGAAAGUGAACUUGAUUUUUCUUUUUUGCAGUUGAGCUACUGCUUUAGGGGAUAUUAAACAUUUACUGUCCUGUUUGCUCUUAACACUUCCUUCCCACUGAAGAUCAGAAAAUUCAGAUGAGAAGGGAAGCCACUUUCCCCCUUGUUUAAAUGAGUGGAAAAUGUUGCCAAUCACUAGAUACAGACUGACUAGAUGCCUCCAGGUUUUCCAGAAUGGUAAUCUCUUUUUACAUCAGAAAACUGCGACUGUUGAAUUAUGGUCUUUGUUAAUCUCUUGUAGAAAAUUGUAUUAACCCAGUUUGUUUAUCAUUAUGUGUUGAUGCACUUGACUAGAGAGUCAUUGGAUAUAUUAAAGAAAAAAGCAUAUGGAAUAUAA
This is a messenger RNA of Numida meleagris (helmeted guineafowl), 4021 nucleotides long. It is a transcript of the gene ZNF367, whose product is annotated as zinc finger protein 367. The record is from RefSeq and is a predicted model, not a curated record. Bases 1334 to 2335 code for a protein of 333 amino acids. Gene Ontology annotation, molecular function: ionotropic glutamate receptor binding. Gene Ontology annotation, cellular component: cell-cell junction. Gene Ontology annotation, biological process: homophilic cell-cell adhesion. NCBI's taxonomy places the organism in Eukaryota, Metazoa, Chordata, Aves, Galliformes, Numididae. The transcript is spliced from 5 exons.